Prorocentrum cordatum is the source of this 780-nucleotide messenger RNA. NCBI's taxonomy places the organism in Eukaryota, Dinophyceae, Prorocentrales, Prorocentraceae. The record is from the annotation of a GenBank genome assembly.
AUGGCCGGCGACCAGGCGGAGAGGCAGACGCCGCGCGGGCAAGGUGGCGACGUCGCCCCCGUGACCAAGCGCGCCCGACAUGCUGCAGCGGUAGACCUCACGGGCGAGGAGGAUGCCGAGGUUGCCGAGGAUGCUCGCAGGCCGCCGCAAGGCAGCGAGAUGGGUGACAUAUCUCAGUUCGUCGAUUGGCGCCGCACCUGUUGCGCCAACGAGGAGACCCGGCGCGGCCGCACAGCAACGCGCUGGCCGGCGUCACCCGACGCAUGGCGCCGCCCUCUGGCGCGGGGGCGUUGCUGGAGAGCCAUUGCGACGCCCAGCUGCUGUUCGAGGUGGAGCGGAGCAUGGCGCCUGUGCGCCCCCCGCCGCCCGCGCCCCUCCAUCGUCUCCGAGCGCGACGUUGUGGCCGCGUCGGAGGCCGCGCAGGCCGAAGACCCCAGUCCGUUGAGAGCUCGUCGAGGGCCUGGACUCCAGGUCGGCUUCACGGGCGCCGUGCGGGUGCAGAAGUUGUUGCUGAGGGCGCCAGGCGACGGGCGUGCGCCAGCGGCGCUGCGCCUCUUCGCCAACGCGCCGAACCUCGGCUUCGACGGCGCGGAGGACGGCAGCCCGACGCAGGCGGUCGACCUGGGCGGGCUCUGGAGAGCGCUGGGCGGCGAGGGGGACGUCGAGAGCGAGGUGGUUCUCAACGCGCCGCGCUUUCAGAACGUUACGUCCUUGACGUCUGCCGCGGAUUUGUUGCCGAUAACGUUGGCAAUGUUGACACAUCGGCGUUGCGGCGGCUGA